Molecule: messenger RNA, 1915 nt
Organism: Biomphalaria glabrata
Lineage: Eukaryota; Metazoa; Mollusca; Gastropoda; Planorbidae
Exons: 4
Coding region: 189-557 (122 amino acids)
Source: RefSeq, a predicted model, not a curated record
AACCGGAAGUUUCGUCAUGAACUAGCUGUGCUUUGGACUUACAUUCAGAAAGACGGUCAGUAUUUCAGCAGAAGGCUGGGCGAUAAAUUAUCCAUAGCCAUCGUGGAGCUUCCUUAGCUCGGCCAAUCCAUAUAUUUCUUUCCACUAGACGGCGCUAUCCAGAAAGAAAUAUUUUUGACCGAGUCAAAAUGUCAGAGAAAGCUGAGCAUGUGAGUGGAAUCGUCCUCCAGCCAUUAUGGAAGACGCAAAAGCUGGAUUGGACCGUCAGGAAGAAUGUGUUUGAGAAAUGUCCUUUGAGUUACACCAUCUCACUGACCGACGACCGGAGUUUGAAGGGAAGACACCCGUACUCGUUUAGAAAUGACAACCGGAAGGAGACAACUUACAUUCUACAGAGGGAGCAAAUUGAACGCAAUAAGGAUCGACCCACUAUCCCACAGAGAUAUAGACCUCCCUACAACAGGAAGCGCUGGAACACCGAGCUCACAGGGAAACAACUUCUGUCAAGUCUUCCUCCCAUCAGGACUGAUCCCCCCUUUGUUGUGCCGUUAGAUUGAUACGAUUUACGUAUGGACACUGGCUGGCGUGUGUGAGCUUGUGCAGCUAUGAUUGGAGGGGAGGGGGUACAUAUGUUUGUAUAUGAUUGUGUUUGAUUGUUGAACGAUGAUAUCAGAAACCACGUGAUGAUUGUUAGUCAAAUGAUGUCAGCAAAUUAUUUAUAGCACAACAUGUGAUGUCAUUGUUUGGAUUUCUAAAUUUAGUAACGUCUUGAGCAUGGAGUCUUAGAUAUUUGUGUCAUAGCUUGACUUUGAGGUCCAGAUGUGUUUCAUCACAAAAACAUUUGAGUAGCUGCAAGACUUUUGAAUAGAUCUUGACUACAAAGAACGAAACGUACACGACGCUAGGGCUGCUUGCUUGGCUGGUGAACUUCAAUAAGUCAAGCACAAAAACAAAAGCGCAUAGACUCACAGUUGAGAGGGUUUAUAGAUUAAAGUCAAAGCUGCUACUUAAUGCAAAGAAUUUCAAUUUGAAGGAACGUUUGGUGUGUCUGUGAGACAGGGGAUACAAGAGAAGAGAGAAAAGUGUUUUGAUUUCCUGGAGCUGUACUACUUUUUGUGUGUUAAUACAUUGGCAUUGACCCAUAGACCAAUGGUCACCAAACUGCUGCCCCUUGUCAGUGUGAUAUGGAAGAGGGAGGUAGAGAAUAAUUUGCUUUUGUUUUAGAGAAAUUAUGCCGAUUAUUUUAUUAUUAUAUUUGAAAAUCGUUUAGAAACGCGGGUCUGACAGCAGGGCCUGCCAUAGAUGAAUUGAGAACCUCUCAGAUCAACAGCGCCAUGUUUGAACUAAAUCAAUGCUCUUCCUUGGCUUAAACUUUUGUGUUUGAACAUGAUCCUAACGUUGGAUUCAAACCCGAGAACAUUUGGCUUGACGGAACAGGGACGUCACGUUGGAAUCAUGAAUUCUUGCAGCUUCUCAUCAACACUUAUAGAGUUUACUGAUCCUCCACCAAACAUUCAUUUGAAAAUGAAAUACCACUGUGUGUGUGUGUUUGUGUUAUGUGUUUGCUUGUGGUCUCUUGAGUGUUGAAAGUGCACAUAGAUAGGUGCACAUAAGCCUGGUUUGGUCUUAACUUCAUUAGUUCUGGGCGAAUUCAUUAUUGCGUGAGGCUGUUGAUGAAGUCUGAUGUAACAAAAUAGUAUAUUAUUGGUUGGACUAUUUUACAUAGAUAUGGUCGUUUCAGUAAUCUUUCUGUGUACAUUGUCUGGUACUUAUACAGUGCUUUAAACGUGUACAUUGUCUACUAUUUAUCUACACUUCAAUGUCCCUAUACAACAAUUGAUGACAUGUACACAGUUGUUGUUUUUUUUAUACUUAUAUUGUACACGGACUAAAGAAAUAGACACGGAGUUGUGUA